AGGUUCAGCUAUGGCUACAGCAAUUCAAAGAGGCCCUCUGAAGAAUAUCGGAACUAUGUUUAUGCAACUGCAUAUUAUGCAUCAUAUACUAAGGAUCCAAGGCUGUAUGUAGUAAUCCCCAGUGGCGUGACUGUGUUGGUUUCUGGCGUCAUGGUUCUGGCUGGCAUCUGCUCAAGGAAAAUCUUUGCGACCUCAGUUGGUCUUUAUUCAUCCUUGGGACUAUGGAUAUUGACUCUGUUGAUGUCAAUCGUCUAUCAGAGUACUUGGUGGAAACAUGAUGACUUUUUCUUGUCCACUGCUGGCUGGGUGCUGGGUAUCCAGAUUGGACUUCUCAUUCUGCUGCCAAUACAGAUGGUGUUGGCCAUGUGGGAAUUACGGCGACAGAAAGCUGGAUGGCCCUACUUAUACUUCAGCCGUGUAAUAACAGUUGAAACUUUCCUGCUGGUAGCAAGAGUGACUCUAGGAGUUUAUGCCAUCAUAUUCUUAUGGAACUCUUCCUUGAUUGAUGGUUUACGAAACACAAGUGAUGGCUAUGAUUGGUGGGAGUCCCCGCACGUACGCGUGCCAGGAUACUUUGUCUAUCCUUGUGUUAUUGCAGCAGCAUAUGGUGUGAUUGUCAGUAUUGAAGGAACUCUCUCCCAUUUCUCUGGUGAAGUACACAACAAGUUGAUGGCUUGUACUGCCCUGAUGUCAGCAAUCUGUUAUGGAGGCUUGGCUGUUAUCACAUCUCCAGUGUUUCUUACGGUUAUUUUGGGACAUGACCCAGGGAGUGAAAGAGUAGACGUGAUGAUCUCUGGAAUUUUUUUAAGCAUUGUUAGCUGCAUACAUGCCUUUGCUUGCAUGAUUUUCCCCAGUGGUAUUAGAACACCACCCAGGUUUAUCAAGAAGAUUGCUGAGGAACUGUCAUCCUUUGAUGUCUCGAAGCUUAACUUGAAUGGUUUGGCAUCAUCAGCUGCCGUUACGAAUUGCAUUGAGUUCCUGACCAAACAGCGAGGUUUAUACACCAAGGUCGAUCUUGUUUCUUUCACUGUUUCCAUCAUGGCAGUUAUACUCACCAGUAUUGGAAUUUGUGUUCCAUACGAUUUACAAUGGGCAGUUCUCAUGAUGCUAUGUGGGAAUGUCGCCAUCCUCUUCCGUACCAUACCUACACUGGUGGCAGAAAAUUUUUGCCAUCAGACAUUUGUUCUCCCUGAUGUGGUGAGGGCUUUGAACUUCCUCUUGGAAAAUAUUACUUUGUUCAUCGGUGCCAUGGGAAGUUGUAUCAUCGCUUGGUCUUCUGUGCUAGUUGCUGCUGGUGUGAUCAAUAUAUUAUAUACAAUAGCCCAGGGCAUUUUUGCAUUUGUGAUAUACAAAAUGCAGAAAAACACUGAAAUUACUGGAGUAUCUGAGGACACCAAAGUGCUUACAGAGUCCAUGCCUGAAGAUGAACGAGUAAAUGAGUCGUGGCCUGAAGGUGGGCAGAUAAUAAAUGGUUUGGAACAAGGAAGUCUUUCUCAGUCUUAUGCUUAAGGCACUGCUGCAGCUUAUAAAAUUCUUACACCCCAAUUCAAAAUGGUAAGUGGGACUUAUACCACAGUGAAGUAAAUUUUAUAUUUUAGAAUAAAAAAUGGUACAGUAUUUUGAUGUGUUUUACAGAAAAACAUUUUGUUUUGUUCACUGUGUUGUACUUUUUUAAAUAACAUAUGAACCACUCAAUGACAGAUUCCUUAAAAACAUUGGUAGUAUUUUUAUGAUAGAAUUGAUGCACUUUUCACGCUUUAGUGUUCUGUUCAUGAAAAACUUUUCAUAAAUCAAAAUUUGUAAAUCAAAGUACAAUUUUCCAUUGACUCGUUAUAACAGCUGAGAUACGUUCUUAUUAGAAUGAAAAUCCCCAAAAGUCUUAAAAUGCUACAUAAUAUGAGUUUAAUGAAAAUUUUUGGUGAACAGUACACAACAAUUAUUAACCAACAACAAAAAUCAAGUGAAAUACAUGCAAUAUAGUACAGUAAUAAUUAUAUACUUUCAAGAAACCUGAUUCCUUGAAACUUGAGGUGGUUGUGUGGCUUAGGUAACAACUCUUAAUAUAUUGUUUUAGUUUGUUUUAUAAUUUUAUUGUAAUGCUUACUUAAUGAAGUACAGUAUUGGGGUUGCCCCCAAAACACAAAUGUUUUUCAUAUUUUAAGCUAUGUGGCAAAAGUGACAAUUGAACCACAAUGGCACUUUUUACAUACAAUGUCUACCGUAUGUAUUUCUAGUUUCAGCAAGUUCUUGUGCAUAGAUUUGACAUUAAAUAAUGUGAGAGUUGCUUUAAGCUUAUCUAAAGAUAUUGUAGCUAAUACCAUCUCCUGUAACACUUAUAACACUUCCGUACCUGUACUGUACACUGAUCAGGUCUGGUACGGGAAGCCCCCGAGAUGCCUGUGUCAGUACUUCAGGAUCUGCUGAUACUGUGAAAAAAUUAUGAAAAAAAUGUAAGCCAAAGCUUCUCAAACCAGAUUCUGCCUGUUUAUUCAAAACUAAUAUUACUACACAUUUUAGAAGCUGCUCUGCCAAGCAGUUGAAUUUGCUGUUGCUUAGAAAUAACCAGCAUAAAAAUGAGAGAAAUAAAAA
This is a messenger RNA of Homarus americanus (American lobster), 2589 nucleotides long. RefSeq lists its product as uncharacterized. The transcript is spliced from 8 exons. Lineage: Eukaryota; Metazoa; Arthropoda; Malacostraca; Decapoda; Nephropidae. The record is from RefSeq and is a predicted model, not a curated record. Bases 151 to 1509 code for a protein of 452 amino acids.